UCGACAUGAGAGAGCUCUCAGCUCCUCACAGUUCCUCAUGGCUCCUCUCAGUUCCUCACAGCUGCUCCUGAUGCUGAUUUAGCACAGAGGAACUUUGGGGGGGGGUUGCCUGUGAAGGUCCCUCAUCCACUGUAAAACAUGGCCCUGUUCCUGAGUGGGUCCCACAACAUAGAAGCUUACUUCAGCCUGAUACGAGGGAGGGCCAGACGGAGGCGCAGGAGACGCUCUGAGUGUAAAGGUGUCGGAGACCCGGCCAUGUCUGAAGGUCGGGCAGGGGUCCGGCAGCCUCGAGGUCAACAGAAAUCUUCAGCCACGGACAGAGAGGAGGAGGAGGAGAACAUGAGUAUGUGCAGCACUGAUGUGAAGGAAAACCGCCGCCUGGGUAAUGUGUCCUCCAAGGAGGCAGGGGGUGACACAGUACAGCUCCCCAAUGGUAGUGGUGGAGCCAGCCGUAAGCGUCCCCUUGAGGAGGGCAACAACGGCCCUGCCCAUGCCAAGUUCCGGCCCAAAAAGCGUAAAAAGGCAGUGGGACCAGUGCUGCCCAAGAAUGCGCUUAUGCAACUGAACGAGAUCCGGCCGGGGCUGCAAUACCAGCUACAGUCGCAGACAGGCCCUGUGCAUGCGCCUGUCUUCAUCAUGACUGUUGAGGUUAACGGGCAGCUCUUUGAGGGCUCGGGUCCUACCAAGAAAAAGGCCAAGCUAUGCGCAGCCGAGAAAGCGCUGCGCUCCUUCGUACAGUUCCCCAAUGCAUGUGAGGCGCACCUGGCCAUGGGCCGCACGAUUGCCGUCACCACCGACUUCACCUCCGACCAGGCCGAUUUCCCUGACACGCUCUUCAAUGGCUUUGAGACUCCCGCUCCCCCUGCACCUGUCUUCUUCCCCACCCCACUGGGAAAGUACCCGUCAUCACCUGCAGGUGCCCCUACACUGAGCCGGCCCCUACUGCCCACCCUCGCCACUCCAGCUCCCCAACCCAGUGGGAAGAACCCGGUGAUGAUCCUGAACGAGCUGCGGCCAGGUCUCAAGUACGAGUUUGUGUCAGAGAGUGGUGAGAGCCAUGCCAAGUGCUUCAUCAUGGCAGUCAUGGUGGAUGGGCGUAGCUUCCAGGGCUCGGGGCGCAACAAGAAGCUGGCAAAGGCGCGUGCCGCACAGGCUGCACUGUCUACACUCUUCAACAUGCAGCUAGACCAGACACCCUCCCACCAGCCAAUCCCCUGCGAGGGCCUGCAGCUACACCUGCCACAGGUGGAGUCCUGUCUUCAAACUGGCAGCCUCUUGGGCCAACGUGGCUCCCCAACCCUGAGGGGUGUGUGUUUGUGUGUAUGUGUCCCGCAGGUCCUGGCGGAUGCCGUCUCCUGCCUGGUCGUGGACAAAUUCAGCGAGUUGACGGACAACUUCACUUCACCUCACGCACGCCGGAAAGUCCUGGCAGGAGUUGUUAUGACGACAGGCUCCAACUGCAAAGAGGCCCAGGUUAUCUGCAUCUCCACGGGAACCAAGUGCAUCAACGGCGAGUACAUGAGCGACCGUGGGUUGGCGCUGAACGACUGCCACGCCGAGAUCAUCGCCCGACGCUCGCUCAUCCACUUCCUGUACUCGCAGCUGGAGCCCUUUCUCAGUCACAACAAGAAGGAGGAGCAGCAGAGGUCCAUCUUCAGCAGGUGUGAGGGGCGUGGUUACCGGCUGAAAGAGAACGUGCAGUUCCACCUGUACAUCAGCACCUCACCCUGUGGGGACGCUCGCAUCUUCUCGCCCCAUGAGGCUGGAGUGGAAGACCAGGGUGACAGACAUCCAAACAGGAAGGCGCGUGGGCAGCUGCGCACAAAGAUAGAGUCAGGCGAGGGCACCAUCCCUGUGCGCUCCAGCAGCACCAUUCAGACGUGGGACGGCGUCCUGCAGGGUGAGCGUUUGCUCACCAUGUCCUGCAGUGACAAGAUUGCCAGGUGGAACGUGGUGGGGGUCCAGGGCUCGCUGAUGUGCUACUUUACGGAGCCCAUCUACUUUUCCAGCAUCAUCCUGGGCAGUCUGUACCAUGCCGACCACCUGUCCCGCGCCAUGUACCAGCGCAUUGCAGACAUCGAGGCCCUGCCUCCCACCUUCACCCUCAACCAGCCCCUGCUUAGCGGGAUCAGUAAUGCAGAAGCCCGGCAACCAGGCAAGGCCCCCAACUUCAGCGUGAACUGGACGGUGGGCGACCAGGCACUGGAAGUCAUCAACGCCACCACGGGGAAAGACGACAUGGGCCGGGCCUCGCGCCUCUGCAAGCAUGCCCUCUACAGGCGCUGGCUGCGGCUGCACACCAAGCUGUCCCCGACGCUGCGGAUCCGCGCGGUGCGGCCUGGCUCAUACCAUGAGGCCAAGCAGGCGGCGGUGGAGUACCACAACGCCAAGCGUGCCCUCAUGAAGGCCUUCCAAAAGGCAGGCCUCGGCGCUUGGGUCAAGAAGCCCAUCGAGCAGGACCAGUUCUCCCUCACAUCCUGAGUGGAUCAGAAUCGGACUCAACUCAUUUCCUGGAGACAGCAGACCCUAGACUCCGCCCCCCCCCCCCCGUUCCUCAUCUUUUUGUCAUCCUUUUUUUAUUAUUCAUUUUUUUAAGUAUCAUUGAACAUAAACAUGCAGUUGUAAUGAUUGUAAUGAUUUUUGAACUGGAAAACUUGCAUUUUUUAUUUUGUUAUUUUAUUCCAUAGAAUAUUAGAUUUUUUAAUGAAAUGAAAAAAGGGAAUGUGCCUGUCAGGUGAAAGUUCAACCUGGCCAAUCAGCUACACUCGGAGCGAGGGAUUGUGGGUGUCAUCUUCAUCAGCUCGUUUUACUGUAAUGACAGAAAGAAAUUUGUGCCAGUUUGCCAUGCAUGUUUUUGUGCUGAAUGCACACAAAUGUGCUCCACCAGCAGAGGGUUGGGGGGUGGCUGUGUGUCCAGCGCACUCAGGGUCCGAAUCAACUUUGCCCACUUGGUAGAAAGAUGCUGUCCAUUUGGACAUGUGAUCUUUCUUUAUGUAAACAGAACCUGCCCCAAGAUUGGUCUGUAAAGAUGAGGCUCUAAAAUGCGGAAUAGUCAUUUAAAUACAUCUCAGGUUUGCUUAUUUUCUUUUCUCGUUUCCAAUAGGAAAAACCGAAUGGCUGUUGGGGAAGUAGAGCUGUCUUUGUUUCAUUAUAAAAUACGGCCUAUUCUGUGACUGAGUUCUGUGGACUCGCUAGAUGCUGAGAGUCUGAUUGUGAGCAUUUCGGUUUAUGUGUGAUGUAAAUGGUAUUGGGAGAAUUUUGCUAUGCUCCUUUUACUUAGACUAUUCAAUACUAAUACUAAUGCCUGGUUAAGGUAUUUGCAGGGUUUAGCACUUGUUUUGUCUGUCCUGCUUCUUUCUACAUGGGUACCUGUUGAGAGGUUUGGGUUCAGUGUGGAUCUGACCCAGCUUGCAACCUUCAUUUUUACCAGCAAUUUGUCGAAAAAAUAAGUUUUUAUUUUUCUCCGCUGUUUGGUGUACACACUGUGUCCCUGUCCCAGUAUGAUAGAUAGAUGGAUGAAUGGAUGUAUGGAUGUAUGGAUGGAUGUUUCUUCGUGUAGUGGAUGAGACACAACCUGUCCUGACCUUUCUGUUUUCCCUGCUGAAGUGUAAAGGAGAUUUUUUUACUAGGUGCAUUUAUUAACUGCUGUCCUCUCACUUCCCUGAAUGUGAUCUUUUUCAUGUAAGCGACAAUGAAGUUGUUUUUAUCUGCUAUCAGAGUGUGCAUGCAUUUUUUGUGUGUGUGUGUGUCUGUGUGCAUUGUUUUUUUAAAUCAGUCUAUUGUGUGGACCAGAUUUCCCCACAAUGUGAUAAAAACCUAUAACUUUCUACCUUGUGAGAGCAUUUUUUCAGUCCCCACAAGGAUAACCACAAUUUUAUAAAAAUCUGUAAACGCAAUCAAAAAAUGAAAUGUGCCAAAAGUCUUGUAUUGAUUCGAUACUUAAGGUUACGGUUAAGGUUGUCAUAGCUAGGACCUCGGUUAUAACCAUAGAAAUUAAUGGAGAGUCCCCAUAAAAGAUAUGAAUACAUGGGCUGUAUGUGUGUGUGUGUCUGUUCCAGAUAUACCUUACAUUGUGAGGACCAUUUUUUCAAUUCACUUUCAAGGGGAAAUUCAGUUUUAUAAAAAUCUGUGACUAAAAUCAAACUACAAAUGUUAAAAGUCUCAUAUUUAGUUCAUGGUUAAGCUUAGGGCUUAGUAGGGAUUAGCUUUCCCCAUGGAAAUUAAUGGAGGGUCACCUCAAAGAUAUUACAAACCUGUGUGUGUGUGUGUGUGUGUGCGUGUGUGUGUGAGAGAGAGAGAGAGAGAGAAGGAGAGAGGGACAUCACCACAGCUGAAGGCUGGAGAUUUCUGUUGAAUCUUCACCAAAGAUCACAUCUUUAGUUUUUGUUACUCUGUUUGCCAGUGAGAUGUUACAGCCACCAUUUUGGUGACUUUUGACCAGUGUUUAAUAUGCAUAUCAUGUGGAUUUCUGAAUGUAUUCAUUUUAAUUGAAAAUGCAGUUUUAAUUUCUAUGAAAGUGACCCUGCAUCUUUUUCCUUAAGUUCAGCACUGAGAAACGCUGCUUGUGUGCAGCUACAGAAGGGUUACAGGUGUAGAGCUGUAAGUGAUGAUCUGUCUGGCAAUGAGAGCUAAACUUCAGGCUGUCAGAGUGAUGCUGAAGUGAAUUUUGCUCCUCUGGGUUUGUAAAACCACAACCAUUGCUGAAUGCUGAAUGUGGAUAGCAUCUCUGCACAAGCACUAAAUCAGCAGCUUGUUUAGGUUUAGUUGUGGUGCUCAGAGAGAUACACAUAGCAGGAACAGGAAUGGCACUGGGCUUGAGAGGGAUCCAGCUUGUCCCCCAGUGAGAUAUUGCCUUGAUCCGCCCUUCCCCCUGCCCCCCCCCAUACACACACACACACACACACACACACAUAUGCAUGAGGUCCAUCGCAGAGGCCACACUUAGCAUGAGGUUAAAAGACAAAGAAACAUUUUUAUGUAGAAAAUGGAAAAUAGCUUAUUCAUAUGGAAGAUAAUAAAACUAAUGUGGUUUA
This is a messenger RNA of Paramormyrops kingsleyae, 5033 nucleotides long. RefSeq names its product double-stranded RNA-specific editase 1-like. NCBI's taxonomy places the organism in Eukaryota, Metazoa, Chordata, Actinopteri, Osteoglossiformes, Mormyridae. The record is from RefSeq and is a predicted model, not a curated record. Gene Ontology annotation, biological process: RNA processing; adenosine to inosine editing. Gene Ontology annotation, cellular component: cytoplasm; nucleolus. Gene Ontology annotation, molecular function: double-stranded RNA binding; tRNA-specific adenosine deaminase activity; double-stranded RNA adenosine deaminase activity.